GCGGGGCGGCGGCGGGGCGGAUCACUUCGGGAAGAUGGCGCUGUGUGUGCUGCGGAACGCCGUACGCGGAGCGGCGGCGCUGCCCAGGCUGAAGGCAUCUCUUGUGGCCAGUAUCUGCAGACCUGGGUAUAGCUCCUUGUCCAAUCACAAGUAUAUUCCUCGGCGGGCAGUGCUGUAUGUGCCUGGGAAUGACGAAAAGAAAAUAAGGAAAGUUCCAUCCCUGAAAGUGGAUUGUGCGGUGCUGGACUGCGAGGAUGGUGUGGCUGAAAACAAAAAGGAUGAAGCUCGAUUAAGAAUAGUAAGAACUCUUGAAGACUUUGACCUGGGCCCAACAGAGAAGUGUGUGAGAAUCAACUCGGUGUCUAGUGGUCUGGCUGAAGCUGACCUAGAGACAAUUCUGCAGGCCCGAGUUCUUCCCUCUAGUAUGAUGCUCCCAAAGGUGGAAGGUCCUGAGGAAAUCCAGUGGUUUUCAGACAAAUUUUCAUUCCACUUAAAAGGCCGAAAACUUGAACAACCAAUGAAUUUAAUCCCCUUUGUGGAAACUGCAAUGGGUUUGCUCAAUUUUAAGGCAGUGUGUGAAGAGGCACUGAAGACUGGGCCUCAAGUGGGUCUUCUCCUGGAUGCGGUCGUUUUUGGAGGAGAAGAUUUUAGAGCCAGCAUAGGCGCGACAAGCAGUAAGGAUGCCCAGGACAUCCUCUAUGCCCGACAGAAGAUUGUCGUCACAGCCAAGGCCUUUGGCCUACAAGCCAUAGAUCUUGUAUACAUUGAUUUCCGGGAUGAAGAUGGACUUCUCAAACAGUCAAGAGAAGCCGCCGCCAUGGGCUUCACUGGUAAACAGGUGAUCCACCCUAACCAGAUCGCUGUGGUACAGGAGCAAUUUACUCCGACCCUGGAAAAAAUUCAGUGGGCUGAAGAACUGAUCACCGCCUUCAAAGAGCACCAGCAGCUGGGAAAGAGGGGUGGGGGAAAGUUGCAUUUAUACAUCGAACCCAGAGAUAAUCUCUCACCUUAGCCCAUGCCUUCCCGAAGGAAUGGAGUUGUCGUGCCGUCUAUGCAGAAUUACUUAGGGAAGAAAGACUGCCGAAAGCUUAUUAAAGUCCUCAGUGUUAAAUACUCACGCUUGUGAAAAUGAACAAAUCAAUAAAAAGACAGCAGAGAAGAGCUGGUUUUCAAUGGUGGACCUGUGACAGUCACGUGAGAAAUGUCCUUCGCACGUUCCCUGUUACAAAGGACACCUGAAAAUCUCAAGACUUGUACAAGUGGGUAACAAUACUAAGUGGGUCGUUGCUAUCAUUGUCGGCCUUCCACCAUGAACAGGCAUAAAGCCACCUUCCCCCAGCACACACGCACACAGACUGACGUUUGUACAGAUUCACACUUAAUACACAAAGCCAGAAGAUCUACAGGGGAACACAGGACCUUACAUUUGGACGUGAAACCAAUUUUAUGAUAAAUAGCAUUGUUUUUUCAUAUCAUGUCAGUGGUGGCCAUCAAAAAUAUUGUGCACUUCACAAAAAAUAAUUUUAAGUUGGCAUUGUAUUUUAUUUCUGCUUAUAUGUCUCAACCCAAAAUGAAGCUUGCCUGUAAAUAAACAUAUUUACAUAGAAAGAAAACCUGUGCACUCUUUCAUUGACACACACAAACGAUUCCAUCUCC
Messenger RNA from Peromyscus leucopus (white-footed mouse), 1656 nucleotides. It is a transcript of the gene Clybl, whose product is annotated as citramalyl-CoA lyase. The transcript has 8 exons. Gene Ontology annotation, molecular function: (S)-citramalyl-CoA lyase activity. Gene Ontology annotation, biological process: regulation of cobalamin catabolic process. Lineage: Eukaryota; Metazoa; Chordata; Mammalia; Rodentia; Cricetidae. The coding region runs from base 35 to 1012 and encodes 325 amino acids. The record is from RefSeq and is a predicted model, not a curated record.